CUCCGAAGGGACACGGAGUACAAUUUUUAGUUUUAAGUUAUGAAAUAAUUACUUGUAAGCAAUAAAUUUUACUUGUACUAGAUUUUUUUAACGAUCAGCAACACAUUCAGUCGAACAUCCAAAGCAUAAAUUCAACCCAAUUCAAAUUCAAUCCAUUGUGAUUCCCAUUUGGAGAAUAGGGUUUCUUCCUCCCUCUCUUUGAAAAAGUGAAUACGAGAAGUCUCUUCAUGAAGAAGAGCAUAGGGUUUCUCCGAUGGACAAAAUAAUUGCUGCUAAAAUAUAUAACCCACCUUGGGAUUAGGAUCUCUGUUUCCGCUUGAAAAUCUCCAGACACUGACCACUAUCAAAGGUUUAAAGAGCAAGAAAUGGCUGACAUAGCCGGAGCCGCAGAGCAGUUGAGAUUCUUCAACCGGGGGUCAAAAGUUGAAGCUGAAACCAAAGUAAACACUGCGGAUAUUGGGUUCUUGUUGAGUAGAAUUCCUCCGUUCAACGGGAGUGGAUAUGAGAUAUGGAGCAUCAUGAUGAAGACUAUGUUUAUGUCCCAAGAUCUCUGGGAUUUGGUGGAAGGAGGCUAUGAUGAAGAAGAGCUUACUGUUGAGGAAUUACUAUACUUGCGGAAGAAGGAUGCCACUGCUUUGUUUUUUAUCCAGCAAGCUCUAGAUAAAUCUGUUUUCUCUUGCAUUGCUAAUGCCCAGAAAUCUAAAGAAGCUUGGGACGCACUGCAAAAGAAGUACAAUGGUAAUGAAGAGCAAUCGAACCCAAAGAAACUUGAGGAUGAAUCAGUUUGGUCUUGCGCAGCUGAUGCAACUGAAUCAAAAGAAACUACUUGGGAUGCACUAGACCAGGGAUAUAAAUGUAAUGCCAAGGUUAUGGAGGCAAAUAGAACAGGUGAAGAGUUUGGAGAUUUCAACAACAAUUUUGGCUUUAAGGAGUGGUGCAGUGGGGAUUCCUCUAGUGGAGGUAGAGAUGAUAAUAACCUCUUUGAAGAUGGAAUUGGGAAAGAGCUUGGAGAUUCCAACAACAGUUCUGUCUCCAAGAUAGGUUCCAAAGGAAACUCCUCCCGUAGAGUUCGUGGAUGCAGAAAUGGUGGACGCUUUAAAAACAAUCAAGGAGGCAAAGGUGGUGAACCCACUAACAAGCAUGCUAGCUGUGGAAGUAUGGAUAAUAAUGAACUUCUAAACAACCAUGGAAGUCGUGGAGGUCAUGGAGGCAAAGACCAGAAGCACUUUAAUAACAACUAUGGAGGCCGUAAAGGUGUAAACCAUGAAUCUUCUAAACCUAAACAAGGUAAUUGUGAGGGUAUAGAUGAUGGAUUCUUUAACCAGAAGGGUGACCACAGAGGCAUAGAUGGUGGAUGCAUAAAUGACAAUCAUUCUGAAUUUGGUGAUUACAAUGGCAAGAAUACGAAACUUGAACCAUUACCUUCUUGCAGUACGAGUGCAAUCAAACUGAGAGAAGCUCCAAACGCAAUCAAACAGCAACAUGGAACUACUAUUAAGGAUUUGAAUUCAACGGCACACGUGCAGGUUCAGGCUCAACAAGCUGGGAGCGCCAGUGAUGGAGCGAACCCGGUUCAUCAACGGCCUACCAAAUCUUCGAUUCGCAAGCAAGAAAGAGCCGUGGCCGGAGAAAAUAUAGAUUUCUUCCCCAAUAAGGUCUAUGUGGGGAACCUAUCAGAAGCCACAACUGAGGAUGAUCUUAGGAAUGUUUUUAGUUGUUUUGGUGGAACGAUCUCCAAGAUUAUUAUUCCAAAAGAUGGAGAUGGAAAAUCGAGGUGUUUCGGAUUUGUCCACUUUAAGGAUGCUGAUGAUGCAGCGUGGUCAGUGGAAGUGCUCAAUGGCCACAAAUUUGAUAACAAAAAGUGGAAUGUAACAAGAGCUCUUAAGAAUAGAUCUGCUGCAAAAACUAAGAAGAAAUCUGUGGAUGAAUCGACUCUUUCUUCCACUGAUAGCUGCAAUAAAUCAGAAAAAUCUGUGGAUGAAUCAGCUCAAUCUUCCACUUCUAGUGCUACUUCAUCAGUAAAAUCUUUGGAUGAAGCUCAUCUUUCCCCAGCUGUUAAUGUUUCUACUAAAUCAAAAAAAGCUGGCAAAACAUCUCAAAAGGGACACAAAAAAAUCUCUGCUGCUGCAACGGUACAAUGUACUUAAUGCUUACAUUGGUGGCAAUUAAUUUGAACUUUUGUUUAUAUCGGCUCAAUAUUUUAGCUGCAACACCGGGUCGACACUAAUAUUUCACAUUUCGUAGUCCUAAAAUGAGUUUGCAUGUAAGGCCGGAGUGAACAAAACGAUGUUUCAUAAUAUGAAUGAAUUAGUUUUUCUGAU
Molecule: messenger RNA, 2321 nt
Organism: Cuscuta campestris
Lineage: Eukaryota; Viridiplantae; Streptophyta; Magnoliopsida; Solanales; Convolvulaceae
Source: the annotation of a GenBank genome assembly